AUGACAGAAUUAUCAACAAAUGUAUUUUAUCGUAUAAUAAUUGGAGGAAAAACAUUCAUUUUAUCACGAUCAAGUAUUUUAUAUGAUUCACCAAAUUUAUUUACAGAAUAUUUUAUUAAAAAACCAUUAACAGAUGUUUGGCAAGAUGAAAUUAAGAUAUUACGAGAACAACAAAAUAGUCAAUGUUUAUUAAAUGGACAUACAUCGGCUUUUACUAUAGGAUUUACGACAACUUUACCGCCACCACCGACAUCGACAAAAGAAAUUUCAUUUGAUCGGGAUCCUUACAUUUUUGAAGUUAUAGCAAGAUAUCUUCGUGGAUAUACAAUGUCAUUCCCACUUCCUUCAUCAGUUAAUUUACCAACUGGAAUGAAUAUUGAAAGUUUUCAUCAACAUCUUUUAGAAGACGCAAUUUUUUUUAAAUUAUCUCGUCUUCAAAGACUUUUCACGAAUCAACAGACAAUUCCAUCACCUAUUUCAAAUUCAAAUUUAACCAUUACCAAUUCUUUAUCUAAUUCACCUUAUUACGAUCCAUUUAUGAAUGAUACCAAAUUAGAUCUUAUUUUAUCAAAUACUCCAAUAGAUCAUUUGGUAAUGUUGGAUCGUAAAUUAAGGUAUAAGAUAAAAUCAGCUGAAUACAAUGUUCAUCCUUUGGUACAAUUUUGUACAGAGAAUGUUAUAUGGGAUAUUUCAUCAAAUAGUUGGAAUUUUAAAUUUUUACAAUCAAAAGAUUUGGCAAAAAUGACAUCAUUCUGUAAAGUUUUCAUUAAUUCAAAAUUUUAUAAAAAUGUUUUACCAAAUCAAUUUGGUGAAGUAUUUUUUAAUGGAUUAAUGGUUACCUGUGUAUUUAAAAUAGAUGGAGUAGAAUGUAAUGGUUUAGAAGUUUAUAAUAAAUUCUUGAAUAAAUCGAGACAAAUUUAUAAAUCUUCAACAAAUAUCUCAAAUGGAACGAAUAUGAAUAUGAAUAUCCCUACUUCAACUAGUUCAACAACUCCAUUAACAAAUGGUAAUAUAAUUAACAAUGCAAUGAAUAUUUCUAAUAACGCUACUGAAUUUCAACAACAAUAUUGGAGUAUUGGAGUAGGAGGAAGUAGGGGAAAUAACAAUAAUCCCAAUAAUAAUAAUAAUAAUAAUAAUAAUAAUAAUAAUAAUAAUCAUCAUUCUAUAAAUGAUAUGGAUAUUGGUAACAAUAAUAAUAAUUCUGAACAACCUGAUGAAAUUGUUAAUAACGGAAAAUGUUUUAGAAUUUUAUUGAAAAAAUUCAAUUUUUAUGUACAACUUGGUUUUAAUGAAUUUAAUAGGAUCGUACCAAUGUUAGUUAUUGUUCCUUGUUGGGGUGAAGGUAUUACUGAAUAUGAAUGGUUAUCUUCUGGUAACGAAAGAGCAUUAAUUAAUCCUAAUAACAUUAUUAGAGAAGAAUAA
Molecule: messenger RNA, 1422 nt
Organism: Rhizophagus irregularis DAOM 181602=DAOM 197198
Lineage: Eukaryota; Fungi; Glomeromycota; Glomeromycetes; Glomerales; Glomeraceae
Source: RefSeq, a predicted model, not a curated record